AGCAAAGAAAAGAAUUGGAGGCCUGUCAGAGCAGAAAGAAGCCUGAGGUCUCAGCCCAAGAUGAAACACGGAAGAGAAAGAAAAGGUCUAAUGGUACCAUGAACCAGAAGGGGUCCAGCUGCCAAUUCAGUGCUAAGACAUCUCAUAAAGUUCCAGCAUUCUUGAAAAGGCAUAAAUGUGUGGAAUGUGGGAAGUGCUUCCAUUGGAGUAGUUCACUAACUGUCCAUCAAAGGGUUCACACAGGGGAGAAGCCGUAUAACUGCUUGGAGUGUGGAAAGUGCUUCUCUUAUUAUAGCAACCUAAAAGCACAUCAAAAUAUUCAUACUGGGGAGAAGCCAUAUAACUGCUUGGAGUGUGGAAAGUGCUUCUCUCAGAUCAGCCAGCUAAGGAGACAUCGAAAGUGUCACACAGGGGAGAAGCCAUACAAAUGUUCACAGUGUGGAAAGUGCUAUUCCCAGAUUAGCCAUCUAAGAAUACAUCAAAAGAGUCAUACUGGGGAGAAGCCAUAUAAAUGCUUGGAGUGUGGAAAGUGUUUCUCUUGGAAUGCUCAGCUAACUGCACAUCAAAAGUUUCAUACUGGGGAGAAGCCAUAUAUAUGUUUAGAAUGUGGAAAGCGCUUUUCUCAGAGAAACAACCUAAGGAUACAUGAAAAGAUUCAUACUGGGGAAAAGCCAUAUAAAUGCUUGAAGUGUGGAAAGUGCUUCUCUCAGAAUGGCUCCCUAAAAGCACAUCAAAAGAUUCAUACUGGGGAGAAGCCAUAUAAAUGCUCUGAGUGUGGAAUGUGCUUCUCCCAGAAUGGCAACCUGACUGCCCAUCAAAAGAUUCAUACUUGGGAGAAGCCAUUCAAAUGCUUGAAGUGUGGAAAGUGCUUCUCUCGGAAUGACACCCUAAAAACACAUCAAAUGGUUCAUACUGGGGAGAAGCCAUUUAAAUGCUUGGAGUGCGGAAAGUGCUUCUCCCAGACUGGCAGCUUGACUGCACAUCAAACAAUUCAUACUGGGGAGAAGCCAUUCAAAUGCUUGGAGUGCGGAAAGUGCUUCUCUCGGAAUGGCAUCCUAAAAGCACAUCAAAAGAUUCAUACUGGAGAAAAGCCAUAUAAAUGCUUGGAGUGUGGAAAGUGCUUCUCUCGGAGUGACAACCUAAAAGAACAUCAGAGGAUUCAUACUGGGGAGAAGCCAUAUAUAUGCACUGAGUGUGGAAAAUGCUUCUCCCUCAAUGGCAGCCUAAUUGUACAUCAGAAGGUUCAUACUGGGGAGACACCAUAUAACUGCUUAGAGUGUGGAAAGGGAUUCUCUCAGAGCAGCCACCUAAGGAGACAUCGAAAGGUUCACACAGGGGAGAAGCCAUACAAAUGUUUAGAGUGUGGAAAAUACUUUUCUCAGAGUAGCUACCUAAAGAUACAUCAAAAGUGUCAUUCUGGGGAGAAGCCAUAUAAAUGCUUAGAGUGUGAAAAGUGCUUCUCCCAGAAUAACAGCCUAACUGCACAUCAAAAGAUUCAUACCAAGGAAAAGCCAUAUAAAUGCUGUGAGUGUGGAAAGUGCUUCUCCCACAAUGGCAGCUUGAAUGCACAUCAAAAGAUUCAUACUGGGGAGAAGCCAUUUAAAUGCUUGGAGUGUGGAAAGUGCUUCUCUCGGAAUGACAACUUAAAAGAACAUCAAAAGAUUCAUACUGGGGAGAAGCCAUAUAAAUGCUUGGAGUGUGGAAAGUGCUUCUCUCGGAAUGACACCCUAAAAGCACAUCAAAAGAGUCAUACUGGGGAGAAGUCAUAUAAAUGCUUGGAGUGCGGAAAGUUUUUUUCCCGGAAUGACAUCUUAAAAGCACAUCAAAAUAUUCAUACUGGGGAGAAGCCAUAUAAAUGCGUGAAGUGUGGAAAGUGCUUCACCCAGGAUAGCAGUUUAAGGUCACAUCAAAAUAUUCAUACUGGGGAGAAGCCAUUUAAAUGUUUGGAGUGUGGAAAGUGCUUUUCUCGGAAUGACUUUUUAAAAGCACAUCAAAAUAUUCAUACUGGGGAGAAGCCAUAUAAAUGCUUGGAGUGUGGAAAGUGCUUCUCCCAAAGUGGCCACCUAAGGUCACAUCAAAAGAUUCACACAGGGGAGAAGCCACAUAAAUGCUUGGAGUGUGGGAAGUGCUUCUCCCUUAAUGGCAGCCUAAGAGCACAUCAGAAGAUUCAUCGUGGGGACUUCUGGUGA
Messenger RNA from Heteronotia binoei (common prickly gecko), 2189 nucleotides. RefSeq names its product zinc finger protein 91-like. NCBI's taxonomy places the organism in Eukaryota, Metazoa, Chordata, Lepidosauria, Squamata, Gekkonidae. Gene Ontology annotation, molecular function: RNA polymerase II cis-regulatory region sequence-specific DNA binding; DNA-binding transcription factor activity, RNA polymerase II-specific. Gene Ontology annotation, biological process: regulation of transcription by RNA polymerase II. The record is from RefSeq and is a predicted model, not a curated record. Bases 99 to 2189 code for a protein of 696 amino acids. The transcript has a single exon.